GCUGCACGUACCGUAUUUUACGUGUUUCGAAGCACCCCAUGCACGUCGCCGCAACAGGGGACGACGAUCAACGCAACCGUUGUCCGCCCGCCUUCGUGCCGUGCGUGGAGGACGCCGCGUACACGCGUCAGCUCGGUCGGCAUCCAGCCGCCUUUCAACGCGCCCUCGACGCCGUCAGCUACCGCUACCUCAUCGCCACGUCCCGCCUUGCGGAGAGUCCACAUGGCAACUCGGCGGCCCACGCACGCUAUGCCGCGACGCUGCGGGAGAACUACGAACGUUUGUGGAAGCAACGAGCGCAAGUGCCGAAGGCGGCCCGACGGGAGUGGUUCGAGACGGUGAUGGUCCACCUUUACGCUCUGAACAGGCUCGAGGUAGGUUUGCUGUGGUUGCUGGAUCACGUCCACUCGCGUGAGGAAAAGCGCGAUAGCACGGAGUACGGACCCACAGAAGAUACAUCGCCACCUGCGUCUUCAGCGGACGUCGCUACUGGGUCCGGCCCCGCGCGGAAGCAAUCAAAAGGAAAGAAAUCGGCCCAAGACACAUCCCCGCUGUGGUUUCUGUGGCACGAUGCGCAGCGCCACCUGCAUCACCUCACGCUGCGACUGCACACGUGGACGCCGGCGGGCGGUGGGGCAUACGCCGCCCGUGCGGCCCUGCGACCCGCGGAUCUCGCCCGCAUGGACAGCUCUGCCUUCACGUGGCGCGUGCGCCUCUGGGUUCGGGUGAGCUGCAUGGUGUUGACCGACUCCUCUGCCUCACUGUGUGUCUGUCAACCUGCGGAGCAGGAAGUGUCGCACACUGCCCUUUGCGAGAGCUUUUCCGGGGCGUUGACCUCUAGCGAUUUCUCCUUCGCAGACGAUGACCCCGAGCUGUGUCGUGUCUUGCGUGCUCUGACGUCCUCUACGCCGGGCGACGAUGCACGUAUCAUACGGAGGCAGCUCGCAGGCGCUCUCCUCUAUCGGGUGUUGCUUGAAACGAUGCUGGUGCGGCUGCGUACGCUGCCGCGGUGUCUCUUCACGUGGCGCCUCCUCCGUGACGUUUUGCGGUCGUGUGCCUCCGCAGCCUCACCCCUCGAGCACGGUGCGGCAAUAACAACGGCAAAGAAUAACGCGGCCGUGCUGGUCGCCAUGUGUGCAUACAUCGACGCAGUUGUUGUACCCUACUUGGAGCAGCGAGACUGCCACCUCGGCAACAGCAACCACACUGCGACGGAGAUUCAGGUGCGCUUCACGCAGCUUUCGGAGCAGCGAAUGCGGGCACUGCACACCGCCGCUGCAGCAGUCACGUGCAACAACCAAAGCGCCGAGCGUGCAGCCCUUCUUCUCUCCUCUUCCUCUGCACAUGAAGUGCUGCCCCUCGACAGCGAUGGACGACUUCCUGAAAAGCAGCGCGCAGACGUGAGAGUAGCCUUGAGUCAGACCCUUCGUCGCGUCUGCGCGUAUGACGUCGUCGCGGGCACGACGGCUGCGGCGGUAGCGGAUGUGCUCGCGAACGACGAUGACGACGAUGACAACACGCCGAGUCCCAUCGACAGCGGUGUCCCACUGGCCGCGGAAGUGAUGGCGGCGAUGCAGAAGAACAUCGCCCUCAAGCAGCUGGAUGAACGCCUCUUCCACUCCGAGUCCCGCCGCACGCGCCAGCUGGAAGCAUUUUUGCACCACUAUUUCACGCAGAGCCCCACAUUGGCCUUUGACCGCUCCUACAAGGGAGCUCCAACAGACGCGUCAUCGACUGCGGAGGAGGAACGAAUGGACAGGGGAGGUGCGCAGUAG
Messenger RNA from Leptomonas pyrrhocoris, 1775 nucleotides. RefSeq lists its product as hypothetical. The record is from RefSeq and is a predicted model, not a curated record. Lineage: Eukaryota; Euglenozoa; Kinetoplastea; Trypanosomatida; Trypanosomatidae. Bases 39 to 1775 code for a protein of 578 amino acids. The transcript has a single exon.